CUUCCAUCGUCAUUCGUUGAACAUCUUCGCUGAUUGCUAAUUCUUUUGGUUUUUUCAUCUGUCGCUCUCAGUCAGUACUGGUUCUGAUUAGUGAAAAUCUUUGAAGAAGCUGUUUUUCAUCAAUAUUUUGGCUGCCUGCAGAUAACUGCCACUGGGAACACAACAUGGGCGGCCACGAUCAUCACCACGGACCUCCUUACAAAGUACCGGACGCUUCCAUCUACAAGGUGUCGGACGCUCCGGAACUGGUCCAGGUGGAGAAGGCACUAGCGCGCCGUGGUCUGAAGGAUCCUUGGCUAAGGAAUGAAGUUUGGCGUUACAAUGUCAAAGAAUGGUCAACCCAUCGGGUUCGGCUGGUGCGGUUUCUAUUUAAGGGAUUUCCGGUUGGAUUCGCCGCUUUCGUAGCCACUAUUGGAUUGGAGUACGCCCUCGGUGUCGAUUAUCACGCACAUGGUGGACACGGUGAUGACAAACAUGGCGGUCACUAAAGUCUAGAAGAAACGGUAGGGAUAUUAUUUCUUUCAUUUGAACUUGAAUAAAACAAACUGGUUUGAACGUUGUAAA
Topomyia yanbarensis is the source of this 564-nucleotide messenger RNA. RefSeq names its product NADH dehydrogenase [ubiquinone] 1 beta subcomplex subunit 3 (gene ND-B12). Gene Ontology annotation, biological process: mitochondrial respiratory chain complex I assembly; electron transport chain. The transcript is spliced from 2 exons. The record is from RefSeq and is a predicted model, not a curated record. The coding region runs from base 165 to 488 and encodes 107 amino acids. Lineage: Eukaryota; Metazoa; Arthropoda; Insecta; Diptera; Culicidae. Gene Ontology annotation, cellular component: mitochondrion.